This is a messenger RNA of Rotaria sp. Silwood2, 1179 nucleotides long. The record is from the annotation of a GenBank genome assembly. NCBI's taxonomy places the organism in Eukaryota, Metazoa, Rotifera, Eurotatoria, Philodinida, Philodinidae.
AUGGCAACUGAACUACCGAAAAGUGAUGCUGAUCGUUUAACACUUAGUCGUGCUCAGCAUCUUAAAACCCAUAAUAAUCGACUUAAAUCAGUAUCUGAUGAUGAAGUCGAUGCCAUAUCAGAUUGGUCAGAAUCCGAUCGUGAAUGUUGUCCAUUAAGUGAUUUUGAAUCAACAUCAAAUGUUGAUGGAAUUAAUGCUAGUAAUCAUUAUGAUGUAUCAUUUGAUGAUUAUGACGAUGAAAUCGAUCAAAGAUUACCUAUAGAACCAACAUUACUUGAAAAUGUUUUACGUUUAAAUGAAACACCUUUACCAAAAAUCAAUGAUAAUACAUCAACUACAUGUCUAUCGUAUUCAAACGAUACACAAAAACCUAAACAGCAACAACAAAUACGAGAACAAACAUCAACUAUAAAAACUAAAAAACUACCAAUACACAAUGAAAAACAAUUUCAAGCACCAUUAUUACCUGCUCGACGUAUACAUAAUAAACAAGUAUCUCCACAUCGUUCAACAGCAAAUGCUCAUGUAUUACCUCAAACAACAAAUCUUUCACGUAAUCAUAAAACAAUAACACCAAAUUCAUCACGAUAUUAUUUACAACGUGAAACAACAUCAACAAGCACAACUUCAAAUACUCAAUUAAUAACUGAAUCAACAUCAUCGCCUAAUAGUUCAUUUCAUAGUAAUGAGGAAAAUCAUAGUCAUCAACGACAUUUAGCAUCACCUAAUUUAAGUCAAACAUCAAUAACAAAUAGUUUUGUACCACGUGCAUAUGAAGUAAAAAAAUUAUUUGUUGAUGAUUAUGAUUAUGGUCGUUUAACUGAUGUAUCAACAAUAAGAACAAUACCAGCACGUAAUCGACAAAAAUGGGGUACAAUUGUUCAUCCACCAUUUCCAUUAGGAUAUCAGCAAGUAACUCCAGAACGAGUAACAAAAUCUGUUCAACGUCUUACAAGUCCUGUUCGAUGUCGUGAUAGACAUACACCUAUACAAACACCAUCAAAACGUUAUCUAUCUGUAGAAGAAACUGACGCUUUAAUAAAUCGAUUAACUAAAGUAAAACCAAUUCGAUCCACAGAUCAAUAUUGGCCGGUACAACGUCAAUCGCGAUCCGUUAAAAGUUUCAGUAAUGCUUUAAAAACAAAUAAUAAUUGGAAAGGGGUUGGUAUAUCAGCAUGA